AUGGAGACAAUGAAUGUUGGAUCCUCGUUCUUGCAUGAUGAAGCCGCCUAUGGAGAGGAGGAGUAUGAGGAUGUAGCUGAGGAAGGAGAAGGGUUGAUUGAACCUCGCCAUCCCGGUCGGUCCGCCAACUACACCAUAGCGGAGGACAAGUUGCUUUGCAAGACGUGGUUGACAAUUGGAAUGGAUCCAACAACCAGUACCGAUCAAACAAGAGAAACAUAUUGGAUGAGGAUGACGGAGUACUUCAACACACACAACACAAGUGGGCACGAGCGAACCAUGCGCUCACUUCGGUCCCGUUGGUCCGGCAUCAACACCGAUUGCCAAAAAUGGGCGGGCGUGCAAGCCAACAUCGAUGUUCUCAAUCUUAGUGGCACAAAUGAGAAUGAUAGGAACUCUAUGGCUCAAGGAUUGUUUAGGGAUGUGGGAAAGAAGAACAAGAAAGGCAACAAGAUUCUUGGCAAACCAUUCACCUUGCAUCAUUGCUAUGAAGUGCUAGGGAAUGAAGAGAAGUGGAAGACGCGCGGCAAGUUGGAUGCGUGUCCUCACUCCGUCAACAAUGGGCGGAAGAAUGUGCAUGGUAGGAAGACCGCCAAAGAUAUGAAGGGAAAGAAGGCCGGAGAUGAUGACAUUGCCAUUGCUAUGGAAAGGAUUGCAAAUGCAAGGUUGCAAGCAAAUGAAGAUAGGAAGAUGCAAAGAAACUUGGAGAAAGAGGCUAUGGAUGCUAUUGAAGCAAGGAGAGCCGCUUUGGAGGAGAGGAUUUCCGCCAACGAGGAGAGGAAGUUGGUUUUGGAGGAGAAGAGGCAAACCAUCGAGGAGCAUGCACGCCUAGCGGAGGAGGAGAGGAAGAUUUUCUUGAUGGAUACUUCCCAUAUGGAUGAGAGGCAAAAGGAGUACAUCAACCUUCUUCGCGAUGAAGUGUUGGCGAAAAAGAGAUUGUUGAAAAAGGGCUUCAUAUUCAUGAAACGACUAGUUUUCCACGCUCUUCAGUUUGGGGCAAAUAUAAUUCUUACUCUGUCUCAGACCCAGAAUCCUUAG
This is a messenger RNA of Lolium perenne, 1038 nucleotides long. The record is from RefSeq and is a predicted model, not a curated record. NCBI's taxonomy places the organism in Eukaryota, Viridiplantae, Streptophyta, Magnoliopsida, Poales, Poaceae.